UUCUUCUUCUUUCAGUUUCUGCGAUAAUUAAGCAAUAUAUUAUUAAAAUCUUCGCCAUUUCCAUUUCUUGCUCGAUUCCAUUUCAAUAAUUUCCUUUUGUUCUUCAUUUCAAGGUUGAAUUAUUCCUUAUAUAGUUAAUUUCUCUUUCGAUCUCGUCGGAAUAUUCUUCUUCUGACCGGUCGUUGUGGGGAUAUAUACGUAUCGUGAGAGUGAUUUAGGGUUUUACCCCUUUUCCCGACGUUCAUUCUGCUUCUUUUGAGGGGGUAGCCGGGGCUCCGGCCUCGGCGGCUAUUAAAGCCCCCACCUUUACACCAGAAAUUGGUAAACAACAAUAAUCUUACUCAUUCUUUCAUUCUUUUAACCGUUUCGGAAAACAGAUCGGGGAAGAGAUGCCGGCCGCUUGUUUUGUAGAUUCUUCCGUGCCGCCGGCCGCCGCAUGGGAAACCACUCUUCCCUUGCCGGAAUCUUUCUCCGGUCUACCUCAACCGGCUAACACCAUCUCCUUCACAUCCAUGUCAGACGCCGUCGAUGCCUUGUCCCUCUGGUCACCUCCUCGUUCAUCCGCUCUCUAUAAAAUCGAUGGAUGGGGCGCUCCUUAUUUCGACGUCAAUAGCUCCGGCAAUAUCUCCGUCCGGCCGUACGGAACCGAUACCUUGUCUCACCAGGAGAUUGAUCUGUUGAAGGUUGUAAAGAAGGCUUCAGAUCCGAAGUCAUCCGGUGGCCUUGGCCUGCCGCUUCCGUUGAUCAUUCGGUUUCCUGACGUGCUGAAGAAUCGACUCGAGUCUCUACAAUCCGCUUUCAAUUUUGCGAUCGAGUCUCAAGAAUACGAGUCUCAUUACCAAGGUGUUUAUCCAGUGAAAUGUAACCAGGAUCGUUUCAUUGUUGAAGAUAUUGUGAAGUUCGGUUCGUCAUUCCGUUUUGGAUUGGAAGCUGGAUCCAAACCGGAGCUUCUCCUCGCCAUGAGCUGUCUUUGUUACGGAAAUCCCGAAUCUCUACUGGUCUGCAAUGGAUUCAAGGACGCUGAGUACAUUUCGCUCGCACUUGUAGCGAGGAAGCUUGCCUUGAACACAGUUAUUGUGCUGGAGCAGGAAGAGGAGAUCGACCUGGUUAUUGAAAUUGGACGGAAGCUGGCUAUUCGUCCUGUGAUUGGCCUGCGUGCCAAACUCAGAACAAAGCAUGCUGGCCAUUUUGGGUCGACUUCUGGUGAGAAGGGUAAGUUUGGACUUACAACUACUCAGAUUCUUCGUGUGGUGAAUAAGCUCAGGCAGGCUGAAAUGCUGGACUGCCUUCAAUUGCUCCAUUUUCACAUCGGAUCACAAAUUCCUUCCACAACCCUGUUAACCGACGGUGUUGGAGAGGCUGCUCAGAUCUACUGCGAAUUGGUCCGCCUUGGUGCUGGAAUGCAAGUGAUUGAUAUUGGCGGUGGUCUUGGGAUUGAUUACGAUGGUUCAAAAUCAGCGGAUUCGGAUGUUUCAGUUAGCUACGGGCUUGACGAGUAUGCAGCCGCAGUAGUUCGUGCAGUACAGUUCGUAUGUGACCGUAAAUCCGUGAAACAUCCAAUCAUCUGCAGCGAAAGCGGGAGAGCCAUUGUUUCCCAUCAUUCGAUUCUAAUAUUCGAAGCUGUAUCAUCGAACGUAUACGACUCCCCAAACAUGGAUUCAACCGGUCUUCAGUACUUCGUAGAGGGUCUAGGAGAAGAAGCUCUUGCCGACUAUCGCAACCUAUCUGUUGCAGCUAUCCGAGGAGAGUACGAUACCUGUUUGCUCUACGCCGACCAGCUUAAACAGAGAUGUGUUGAACAGUUCAAAGAUGGAAGCUUGUGUAUGGAACAACUCGCUGCUGUUGACGGUCUAUGUGAAAUUGUGUCAAAGGCGAUUGGAGUAUCUGAAUCCGUUCGAACAUAUCAUGUCAAUUUGUCUGUUUUCACUUCGAUCCCUGAUUUCUGGGGGAUUGAGCAACUUUUCCCAAUUGUUCCGAUUCAUCGAUUAGACGAGCAGCCUUCGGUUAGAGGGGUGUUGUCCGAUCUGACGUGUGAUAGUGAUGGGAAGAUCGACAAGUUCAUUGGUGGGCAGGGAAGUUUGCCGUUGCAUGAGCUGGGUGGCGGAGGAGGGUACUAUUUGGGUAUGUUCUUAGGAGGGGCUUAUGAGGAGGCUCUUGGAGGGGUUCAUAAUCUAUUUGGUGGACCUAGCGUGGUUCGUGUUUCACAGAGCGAUGGACCUCAUAGCUUUGCGGUGACUCGAGCCAUGGCUGGUCCGUCUUGUAGUGAUGUGCUUAGAGUAAUGCAUCAUGAGCCGGAGAUGAUGUUUGAAACGUUAAAGCAUAGGGCGGAGGAGUUUGUUGGAGCUGUUAAUAAUCAAGAUGAUGACGGUGAUGAUGAUAAUAACAUGGGUUUUGUAUCGGUUGUGAAUGGGAUUGCUGGUUCGUUUAACAACAUGCCUUAUUUGGCAACAUCAGGUGAUAAUAAUAGUACUAGGUCUUGCUGUUUGUCUGCUGCUGGUACUGCUAGUGGGGGGAAUGGGUGUUAUUCUUGCUGUGUUGAUGAGAGCUAUGAUGUUGUAGGCGGGGGUGCUUGUGUGGAUGGGGAGGAUGAUGAUCAGACAUACAUCUGUGCUUGAUCCUGGUGGUGGUGGUUGUGAUGGGGUAAUCUGUUUCCGUUUCUGUUUUAACUAAUAAUAAUUACUACUUACUACUACUGUUUGUAUUUGAGGGUUGGUUGGUUUGUUUGUUUGUUCUUUCUUUCUUAUGAGAGAAAACAACAAACAUAAAAACAGAUGAAGGGUGUCUUUCCCCGCCUCCUGAUUCCCAUUUGAAAUCUGGGGUUAGUUGGAGGAGGAGGAGGUGUAAUAUUAGUGUUGUAGUAGAACCUCUGUUGGUAUGCAAUGCUUUAAUGUUCUUUUUGGCAAACUUAUGAUGUUGAAUGAAUGUUUUGGUGUUGCAAUACACACUACUAGUGUUGUUUUGUUUAUCUUCU
Molecule: messenger RNA, 2971 nt
Organism: Impatiens glandulifera
Lineage: Eukaryota; Viridiplantae; Streptophyta; Magnoliopsida; Ericales; Balsaminaceae
Product: arginine decarboxylase-like
Exons: 1
Coding region: 390-2615 (741 amino acids)
Biological process (GO): L-arginine catabolic process; spermidine biosynthetic process
Molecular function (GO): arginine decarboxylase activity
Source: RefSeq, a predicted model, not a curated record